UGAGCUGGGGCGCGGCCGCCUGUCUGCACAGAAAGCUCCAUGUCGCUUAUGGUCGUCAGCAUGGAAUGUGUUGGGUUCUUCUUGCUGCAGGCGGCCUGGCCACAUGAGGGUGGACAGGACAAGCCCUUGCUGUCUGCCUGGCCCAGCACUGUGGUGCCUCAAGGAGGACAUGUGACUCUUCUGUGUCACUCUCCUCUUGGGUUUACCAUCUUCAGUCUGUACAAAGAAGAUGGGGUGCCUGUCCCUGAGCUCUACAACAAAACAUUCUGGAAGGGCAUCCAUGGGCCUGUGACCCCAGCACACGCAGGGAACUAUAGAUGUCAGGGUUCACACCCGCACUCCCCCACUGUGUGGUCGGCACCCAGCAACCCCCUGGUGAUCAUGGUCACAGGAGUCCACAGAAAACCUUCCCUCCUGGCCCUCCCAGGUCCCCUGGUGAAAUCAGAAGAGACAGUCAUCCUGCAAUGUUGGUCAAAUGUCAUGUUUGAGCACUUCCUUCUGCACAGAAAGGGGAAGUUUGAGGGCACUUUGAACCUCACUGGAGAGCUCCAUGAUGGGGUCUCCAAGGCCAACUUCUCCAUCGGUCCCAUGAGGCACGACCUUGCAGGGACCUACAGAUGCUACGGUUCUGUUACUCACUCCCCCUAUGAGUGGUCAGCUCCCAGUGACCCUCUGGACAUCGUGAUCACAGGUCUACAUGGGAAACCUUCUCUCUCAGCCCAGCCGGGCCCCACAGUUCAGGCAGGAGAGAGCGUGAUCUUGUCCUGCAGCUCCUGGAGCUCCUAUGACAUGUACCAUCUAUCCAGGGACGGGGGGGCCCGUGAACUUAGCCUCUCUGCAGUACCCAAGGUCAAUGGAACAUUCCAGGCAGAUUUUCCUCUGGGCCCUGCCACCCACGGAGGGACCUACAGAUGCUUCGGCUCUUUCCGUGACUCUCCCUACAAGUGGUCAGACCCGAGUGACCCACUGCUUGUUUCUGUCACAGGUCUAUAUGGGAAACCUUCUCUCUCAGCCCAGCCGGGCCCCAUGGUUCAGGCAGGAGAGAAUGUGACCUUGUCCUGCAGCUCCUGCAGCUCCUUUGACAUGUACCAUCUAUCCAGGGAGGGGGAGGCCCAUGAAUUUAGGCUCCCUGCAGUGCCCAGCGUCAAUGGAACAUUCCAGGCCGACUUUCCUCUGGGCCCUGCCACCCACGGAGGGACCUACAGAUGCUUCGGCUCUUUCCGUGUCUCUCCCUACGAGUGGUCAGACCCGAGUGACCCACUGCUUGUUUCUGUCACAGGAAACCCUUCAAGUAGUUGGCCUUCACCCACCGAACCAAGCUUCAAAACUGGUAUCGCCAGACACCUGCAUACUGUGAUUAGGAACUCAGUGGCCAUCAUCCUCUUCGCCAUCCUCCUCUUCUUUCUCCUUCAUCGCUGCUGCUCCAGAAAAAAAGAGUAAGCCUCAUGAAAUGCUGCUGUAAUGGACCAAGAGCCUGCGGGGGACAGAACAGUGAACAGGGAGGAUUCUGAUGAACAAGACCCUCAGGAGGUGACAUAUGCACAGUUGGAUCACUGCGUUUUCACACAGAGAAGAAUCACUCGCCCUUCUCAGAGGCCCAAGACACCCCCAACAGAUACCAGCGUGUACACGGAACUUCCAGAUGCUGAGCCCAGAUCCAAAUUGUCUCCUGCCCACGAGCAGCACAGUCAGGCCUUGAGGGGGUUUUCUAGGGAGACAACAGCCCUGUCUCAAACCCGGCUUGCCAGCUCCCAUGUACCAGCAGCUGGAAUCUGA
Nomascus leucogenys (northern white-cheeked gibbon) is the source of this 1776-nucleotide messenger RNA. Its product is annotated as putative killer cell immunoglobulin-like receptor like protein KIR3DP1. Lineage: Eukaryota; Metazoa; Chordata; Mammalia; Primates; Hylobatidae. The record is from RefSeq and is a predicted model, not a curated record.